CUUUUUUCACAUGAAAACAUGAUAAUCCAUGUACGUUAUGAUGCGUUUACGAACGCUUAUGACGUAAUAUCGUCUGAUUCUUGACGGUUGCGCGAUUGGUCAAUGUAAAGGUCGGAUGAUCCCUACAUAAAUUUUUUCAUUUUAUUGUCAUUGACAUGUUUAGUCGUCUGAUCCUCGUGGACGUUCGAUGUGUGCUGAAAUUUGAAAAAUCUUGGUUAUUUAAUGCGACACACAAAGUUGAACGAACCAUCGUAACAAAAUGAAUAACAGCAAUACUUGGACUUCGGUCCAAGAUGGUGAUCUUUCUAGUUUUUCGGCCGGUGACAACUUUAACUUGAAUGAUAUGACCGGUUUCGAUGAUCUUUUAACAAAUUGUGAAAAUGAACUAUUAAAUAACGAAAGCUUAUUUGGCGAUGAAAAUUUACUCUCCGAAUUUGAUGAUUCUUCUUUGCCUCUGGGAGGAGAUUUAAAGUUGAAUUUUUUGAAUUCAAAUUCGAUUGAAAUGAAGUUGGAUAGAGUAUUUCAUGAUGUUGAAACUGUAAAGCCAAAUGUCACAUUAUUGUCGGUCCCAGCUCAACAAUUACAUUGUCAAAACCAAGUAAAUACAACGGUACCUUUGCAACAGCGAACGGAAAGAAUUGCUCCUGUACCUGUACAGGCUCAGACUAAUGUUUUUAGUCCGCAGUUUACUAUAUCUCCAAAUGUAAAUUUUAAUAUUCCAUCGCCUGUUGUAACUUUGGCACCAGUUGCAACGCAACAAAGGCAAUUAUUAUUGCCAGCGAAACUAAUCAAAUCCGAGCCAUUAAUAUAUUCUGGAAAAUCACAAACUAUCAACACUGCUCCAGUUCAGCAUCAGAUACAUACAUUAGUAAAUACUGGAAAUGGCACUGUCCUAGCUACAGGGAUCCCUCUUGUUUUGGACACUGAUAAAGUACAAAUAAAUAGAAUAAAUACAAAUACUCAUGUGACUGUUCCAAAAGUUAAAGAAGUAAAACGCAGUGCUCAUAAUGCAAUAGAACGUCGAUAUCGUACAUCAAUAAAUGAUAAAAUUAUCGAGCUUAAAAAUAUCGUUGUCGGAGUCGAUGCUAAACUGAAUAAGUCAGCAAUUUUGAGGAAAACUAUCGAUUACAUUAGAUAUCUACAAAAUUCCAAUGCCAAAUUAAAAACCGAGAACAUGACUCUGAAAAUGUCGGCUCAACGACAGACUAUACGCGAGCACUUGGUGUGUGGCGAAUUGACUCCGCCUCGAUCCGAUAGCAGCGAACCAUCUUUAUCACCGGCUCCUGCACCAUUAUCACCGCCUUCACCACCGACUCCAGUUGUCAAAGAAGAACCUGACCUUACGCACAACAUGCGCAAGCCCGCCGUUGUUUCAACGAGUAACGGCAUACCCGAUCACACCCGCGUAUCUUUGUGCGCUUUUCUUUUCAUAUUCUUAGCAUUCAAUCCACUUGGAUUUUUCAUGAACAAUAUAACGAGGUUUAACUAUGAUUACACCAGCAAUAUAGAAGGGAGAACGAUAUUACAGUUUACGGAUCCACUGGAUAUGGAAUCAACUGUAUGGAGUAACAUGGCUCUCUGGUUUAUAAACUCAACACUGCUGGCCUUCGGCUUGUGUCGACUGUUAUUGUACGGAGAUCCAGUAUUACCAGCUGACAGCAAAGUCUCGGUUGAGCUUCAUCGAUGGCGGCGUCAGGCUGAGUUUAAUAUGUCGAAAGACGAUUACGAGCAAGCCUAUCGAGAUCUCAGUCAGUGUCUCCGUUACUUUUCGCGACAAUUGCCGGUUAUGCGCAUGGACGUGUUCCUUGUAACACUCUGGCAAAUCUUUCGACAAGUAAUGCAUCGAUUGUAUAUCGGCAGACUCGUGACAUAUUUGGGUAAUAAAUUCGGAGAACAGUCUCGUCGACAUUUAGCCGAAAUAUCCGCAAUGGAGAUGGCGAUAGUCUAUCAGCAGGUGCUCUGCCUUAAACUUUCUCGUGGCUCCAAGGACCCAAUGGUCUUUAUCGCUUUGUCGGCAGUGAAUUACGCGGAGGCUGCGGGUGAGACGAUGCCCAAGUCCAUGUUGGCUGAGAUUUACGUUGACGCGGCACUGUGCUUCAAGCAGCCACUGUUCCCUUUCAUUCACAAAUUUUAUCUUAACAAAGCUCGGACUCUCUUGGCCUCCUGCGUCGUACCACAAAAGCUCAAGUGGAUCGCCAACGACGAUGGCAUGCGCUUUUUAGUCUCGCAAAAGUGGAUUUACGGAUUGAGAGAAGAGAGCGACUUUACCGUGCAAAAUAACAAGUCCGAUCCGCUGUCUUAUGCCGCUAGAGCAUACAGAGAACAUCUUAUUAGUCAAGGAUUGAGGUUGUUGGCCGGCACUGUUGGGGAUACUCAUACGUCUGGCCUCUUGGACAUUGCACGGAAAAUCAUUGCUUCGGCCCAGAUUGACUUGUGCAUUUGCAACGAAGAAAACAUUGGGCUAACUAAAGUGGAGGAUGAGGUAGGAUUGUGGUGGGGUGCUGCGAUGUGCAUGUCUGCAAACUUCAGAUUGGGCGAAGAAGAUUCCGAUAUUUGGAACAUCAUUGAAGGGAAAUUCCCAUUUGAGAAAAAUCUUCAAUUAGGCAAUGUCAAUUCGUUGCCCCACGCCAUUCUUCUGCUUCUGCAAUCGGCGAGAUGCCCGUCGAAGCGCACGACGAUGCGCCUUAUCGAUCAGGCCAGUACGUUUCUCGAGCAUUCAACCGUUUACAGCAACUGCAAGCAACAAUCGUCCCAAAAUGUCUUGCUUACCCAAUUGUGGGUGUGCGAUUGGUUGCUGGAGAUAAGAACGACCCUUUGGGAGGAGCUGAAGGGGGAUAUCGAAAAGCCAGCCAUUAUUUCGACUCUCGUUGGCUUUCAACGAGAUCUUGCCCGGAUGCGACAGCUCUGCCAGCACAUAACGUCCGUUUUACCACGUGUAUUCCUGUACGAGGCAACGGCGAGGAUAAUGGCCGGCGCCACGCCCGUGAAGACCCAGAUCUUGUUGGAGCGCAGCCUCCACCAUCGCAACUCGCGAUCUUCGAUAAUCUGCGGCAAGGACCGCUCGCACGAGCAGGGCAAUGGGGAGCGCGAGCACGCGGCUGCCCUAUGCCUGGCUUGCAGGUACCUGCCCGUCCUGCUCCUGGCCUCGCCCGGUGAACGCGCCGGGAUGCUCGCCGAGGCCGCCAAGACGCUCGAGCGCAUUGGCGACAAGAAGAGGCUGCAAGAGUGCUACGAGCUUAUAAAGCAGCUCUCGCCCACCAUAUCUUCGAAUUGAAAGAGAGAGAGAGAGAGAGAGAGAAAGGAAUAUUUUGGGGUGAAUCGAUGCAAUGAUUUUGAUCGCUGCGAAUUUUCUUAAUGACUUUAGCUAAGGGGGCUGCUUGCUUUUUGUGAGGAGAUUCCUGAGUUGUUUUUGUAAUGCUGGAGGAAUUGGA
Molecule: messenger RNA, 3431 nt
Organism: Ceratosolen solmsi marchali
Lineage: Eukaryota; Metazoa; Arthropoda; Insecta; Hymenoptera; Agaonidae
Product: Sterol regulatory element binding protein
Exons: 8
Coding region: 260-3274 (1004 amino acids)
Biological process (GO): regulation of transcription by RNA polymerase II
Cellular component (GO): nucleus
Molecular function (GO): RNA polymerase II cis-regulatory region sequence-specific DNA binding; DNA-binding transcription factor activity, RNA polymerase II-specific; protein dimerization activity
Source: RefSeq, a predicted model, not a curated record